Messenger RNA from Zootoca vivipara (common lizard), 5154 nucleotides. It is a transcript of the gene ADAP1, whose product is annotated as ArfGAP with dual PH domains 1. Gene Ontology annotation, cellular component: plasma membrane; cytoplasm; intracellular membrane-bounded organelle. The record is from RefSeq and is a predicted model, not a curated record. Gene Ontology annotation, biological process: positive regulation of GTPase activity. NCBI's taxonomy places the organism in Eukaryota, Metazoa, Chordata, Lepidosauria, Squamata, Lacertidae. Gene Ontology annotation, molecular function: phosphatidylinositol bisphosphate binding; phosphatidylinositol-3,4,5-trisphosphate binding; GTPase activator activity.
UGCUCUCUCCGGCUGGAGGAAUGCGGAACCUUCCCCCGUGCAAAGAAGACGGGCUGCUACCGCUUGCAAGGGAGAUGCUGAAAGGCGAGGAGGGACGGGGAGGGACGCCACGCUCCCCUCUCCCCCACCCCUAAGGGCUGCUGCCAGUCGCGCGGGGGGGGGGCGUCCUACAUGAAGCAGCCCCCUCCCCGAAAUCGUCAACCCUGCCCUCUCCUCCCUCCCUCCCUCCCUCCCGCCACCCCCCAGCUCAGCUUGUAAACCUCUCCCUGGUUGGCAGCGGAGCUCUGCUAUGAAGAUCGCUUAGGGCAGAGUGGGCGCUGCUUCUCCCCCCACCCAACACCUGCCCCCCACCCGCAACGAGCGCCCCCAUGGCGAAGGAGAAAAAUAAGAAGGCUCUGCUGGAACUGCUCCGGAGGGAGGGCAACGACGUGUGUGCGGAUUGCGAUGCGCCCGAUCCAGACUGGGCAUCUCAUACUUUAGGAGUGUUCAUCUGCUUAAAUUGUUCAGGAAUCCACCGCAACAUCCCACAUGCCAGCAAAGUGAAAUCUGUCCGUUUAGAUGAAUGGGACAAUGUGCAAGUUGAGCUGAUGGCUUCUAGCGGAAACAGUGUGUCGAAAGCAAAAUACGAAUCGAAAAUUCCACCAUUUUAUUACAAGCCAACUUUUUCGGACUGCCUGCUGCUACGGGAACAAUGGAUCAGAGCCAAAUAUGAAAGGAAAGAGUUCAUUUACAUUGAGAAGCAGGAGCCUUACUCUGCAGGGUACCGGGAAGGAUUUCUCUGGAAGAGGGGCCGUGACAACGGGCAGUUCUUGAGCAGGAAAUUCGUGCUUUCAGAACGGGAAGGUGCCCUGAAGUAUUACAACAAAAAUGACGCAAAAGAACCCAAAGCAAUCAUGAAGAUUGAGCACCUGAACGCCACUUUCCAGCCUGCCAAAAUCGGGAACCCGCAUGGGCUGCAAAUCACGUACUUGAAAGACAACAGCACAAGGAACAUCUUUGUUUACCAUGAAGAUGGCAAGGAAAUGGUGGACUGGUUCAACGCUAUUCGCGCCGCUCGAUUCCAUUACUUACAAGUGGCAUUCCCUGGAGCGAGCGAUGUUGAUCUGGUGCCAAAGCUUUCUAGGAACUACUUGAGGGAAGGAUACAUGGAAAAAACUGGGCCAAAGCAAACUGAAGGCUUCAAGAAGCGGUGGUUCACCAUGGAUGACAGAAGACUAAUGUAUUUCAAAGAUCCCCUGGAUGCCUUCGCCAGGGGGGAAGUCUUUAUUGGAAGCAAAGAAAACAGCUACAAGGUCUUGGAAGGGCUCCCGCCGUCCAUCCAGGGGAACCACUGGCAACAUGGAAUCACCAUUGUGACUCCAGACAGGAAGUUCCUUUUUGCCUGCGAGACGGAAAGCGACCAGCUGGAGUGGAUCGCAGCUUUCCAGAAAGUGAUCAGCAGGCCAAUGCUUCCGCAGGAAUAUGCAGUGGAAGCCCAUUUCAAGCAUAAACCAUAGUAGUAUCAUGCUGGAGAGAAAGAAGGAAGGAGAAUCUGUUUACAACCCAAUAACAUUGUUUGUUCCUUGCAAUGUGAGCAACGACAACAUAUUCAGCGAAUCACGUCGGACUAGCAAGGUGGGAGGUGCUAUAACAGUGGCCUCUGGGCCGGUGACAACAGUGUUGUGGGGCCAAAGCAGACACUUUUUUUUAAAAAAAAAUACAUAUGAAAAGUUGCAUUUCCGAAGCUGGAGGUGAUGAUGCGUUUCUUAACAUCUCAGGCUGUGUGAAACACUUCCUUCGGGGACAUUGUCCUUGAACAUGUGACAUGCUGCCUUCGGCAAGAGGCUCAUUUGGAAAAAUACCCGCACAGUCUACUCCCUCCCUAAGCAGUAAUGGUGGCCCACGUUCUUAAAGGGUCUAAACAUCUCCAGCGGCCAAGGAUGUCUUUUUCAGAGGAUGGCAGCCGUUUGCUUGACAUAUACCGAGAAAACACCCAGGAAAGGGUGUCAUGCGUUAUGCUUAAACCCACUAGAAAGAAUCAUCACAAAGCCCAGAAGCACUGUGCACACCGCAAGACAACCGCCGGCUGGUCACCGCAUCCCGCGAAGCCUCACUUCAUACAACUGUUUGACUAAACGUUUAUGUGCAUUGGUCUGUGGUUCGCCUAUCGCCUUGUGAUGCUGCAGGUCUAAGCAGCAGGCCCACCUCUGCUGGACGAAAUGGCUUUGGUCAUGGCGUGUGGCAGCGGAGGCUCGUGAGGGGGAAGGCAGAGAAAGUGGCGCUCCCCCACCAGCGUGCUUGUCAUGAGAGGUGAGGUGCUGGCAGUGAGGUCACCACCAAUCUGAAGCUCCUUUGAUAGGGAGCGCACCACCGCUCAGAUACAACUCCCUCUGUCCCUCCUCACUCUCCGAGCAACCACUGGUGUUUAGGCAUUCACAGAGCAUUCAAAUGGAAGAUGGUUGUUCCAAGCCAUGCAGCCUGGUGUAGUUCUGGGCUGAGGCAGGCAACUUGGUGCCAAGUUAAAAAGUCCCUUCCCUAAUUUCACCCCCCACCCAAUACGCAAAGAGGGGGGGAAGUUUAUCUGUCGUGGCAAUUGUGCUUGCAGCUCCAAGUGUGUGUCUUUUUCUUUGCUCUUUUCGACCUACUGGGCUUCAGCGCGAUGACCGGAAAUCUGGUCCCUGUUCUGCUGAUGAUUCCAUUUGUUGACAUGAUCUUGUGAUGAAGCCAUUUCGGAGUGAGGGUGAUGGCUCCUGACCUCACUCUUGAUGGACUCACGGGAGUGCAACUGAUAAUGUUGGCACCAUCACAAGAAAAGUGGUGGAAGCCGUGGAAAAGGUAGAGAAAGCCUUUCUUAAAUGAAACUUUUCACACUCCUCCUCAGCUCCAACAAAACUGGUCCACCAGAGAGGCUCUAUAGAAUCUGUUUUGCUACCUCCCUGAGGUUAUUGAUGUAGGCCAAAAAAUGUGGCUACGUAUAUUUAUUUUUUACUUGGGAGGCCACAGAUUGAGCAGGCCCAGCCAGAGGCGUGGUGAUCAGACCUAACUUUCCGAGUCCAAAAUGUGUUGUGACUUUCUUCUGAUUUUCAUUAACAAAGGGAGCCAUUCGUUGUAAAAAUUAACAGGAAAACGUCUUCCACAUAAGCUCAUUGUUAACAUCAUGGGAUUCUCAGCUGCACUUUUGCUACCGAGCUGAAAUAUAUUCAGUCCUUUCAAAGUGUGCCCGCAUACACACUUUAUUCCUGAAAACGGCUGAAUGGCUUUGUGUGACUGGUGUGGUUUUGAGAUAAAAAUUAGUAUGUGGGAAACCCGGGCACAAAUCGGCAAGCUAAGCACUUUUAAGGCUGCAAUCCUGUGCGCUGCUUGGGAAUGGGAGUAUCACAGUGGGCAUGACACCUGUUGUGCAUGCAGGCUUCAGGUUCAAUCCCCACUUCUCCAAUUAGGGCUGGGAAAGUCUCUUACCUGAAACUCUGGAGAGCCAUUGCCAGUCAGUGAAGCCAAUACCGAAUGAGGUACCUUUGGUCUGACUUGGCAUAAGCCAGCUUCCUAUCAGUGCAGUGGGAUUUUCUGGGGUUGGCCUGCAUCACCCGUUGGUUUCAACGAAGCUUAAGCACAUGCUUAAAUAUCUCCCACUGGAUUCCAUAGGUCUUGAAACUGGCUGGGCCAUACCUGUGCAUUGGUAUGGCCAGGUGGAUAUCGCACUUGUCCCGUCCAUGGAAGAGAAUGGAAGAACCUUGUGUGCACGAGUGUGCGCACAGGGUUCUCUGGACAAAGUUCCUUCUGGGCUGCUAAAUUGUAACUUGAGAAGUGGCCUUAACAAAAAAAAAAGCACACUGCUCUGAGAAAACGGUGGGGUAAUCGAGCCCCAAAUUUGCCUGCAGGAUGGGGAAUCUGCCUGUGAUGUUAAUAACAGAUAGACCCUUUGACAAAACAAAGGGUCUUCAUAUGGCCAAUCUGAGACAAUUCCUGGCUAAGCAAAAGCCCUUGCAGAAAGUUUCAUGUCACACCAUAAUCCUGCAACCUUGGCAUUAUCAGGAGGUGGGCUAAAGUCCCUGAAACUCAUGCCACAAUAAGAUGUGACACAAAGCAAAUCUCUAAUUUUGCUGCAACUGACUUAACUACUCCCCCCCCACUUGUAAAUUGAUCUGGCUCUAAUUAAGUGCAGUUUGUCACAUAACCAGGGUCCUCUGGUGGGAAUGUAUGUUUGCAUAGCCCUAACCCCCCACCCAACCCUUCCCAACACAAGUUCAAUAGGCCCAGCUGAUCAUUGCAAUAUGGAUGAAUGAAUUCAGAAUGAGCACCCCAUGAGCUUCCAGAGACAGACUUCCCUUGCUGGAUCAGGGUGAAAGUGUGCUACUUGCUCAAGCGUGCAUCUUUGCAAUCUUACCCCAGGCCAGCCCUACCAUUUGACAAAGUGGGCAGCAAAAGCUGGGAGGACACAGCUGGGUGGUUCUCAAACAGCCUUCUUUGCUGCCUUCUGGUAUGGUGGAGGAAGCUCUCUUUGCCGCCAGUGUUGAAUUAACGUUCACUUGCCAAUCAGUUCAGUAUCUGUACGUGAAUAGCGGGGCUGGAAGACACCACUGCCUCCUUUGUCUCGGGCAGCAAAAACGUCUUGGUCCAGCACCGAUCUACCCAUCCCUGCACUGAAGCUUGUCCCAGUCUUGUACUGGGUUUGUAUCCUUUUCAUGCUGAUGAGCAGAAUGGAGCUGGUCCUCAGGGCAUUACCUGUUUUGGGCCCAGACUCUGCAGUGCCACUGCCUCAUUCAGGGAAAGCCAGAAAAAUCCUGCAGGGUGUCCACUGAAACGAGCGGCACGUGGGCAAGAGCAACGGACAGAACAUCCCUGUUGGUUUCCACCCAGGGCUGACUUAACAGCAGCUUGCUGGCAGCUGGGUGGGAGAUAUGGAAGUGAAAUGGUUCUGUACCCAAGAGAUUCCUAUACAGUGGAACCUCGGUUUGUGAACACCUCGGUUUAUGAAUUUUCGGUUUACGAACGCCGCGGACCCAUCUGGAACGGAUUAAUCCACUUUCCAUUACUUUCAAUGGGAAAGUUCGCUUCAGUUUAUGAACGCUUCAGUUUAUGAACAGACUUCCGGAACCAAUUGUGUUCAUAAACCGAGGUACUACUGUAGAAGACUGAAAGGGCCAUUUCCCAGACUCAGCAUGCAGCUUCUUUGGG